AUGGCUGUUUCAAGGUUGGAACGUCUGUUUAUCUUACUGGAUACAGGUACGACUCCUGUUACCCGUAAAGCAGCUGCUCAGCAGUUGGGAGAUGUUGUUAAGCUUCACCCACACGAGCUUAAUAACCUGCUAUCAAAGAAUUGUACUGCCAGUCAGAUCUUCAUCGUGUUAAUUAAAACACCCUGUCUCACUGUCUGCAGGUUGGAACGUCUGUUUAUCUUACUGGAUACAGGUACGACUCCUGUUACCCGUAAAGCAGCUGCUCAGCAGUUGGGAGAUGUUGUUAAGCUUCACCCACACGAGCUUAAUAACCUGCUAUCAAAGGUUUUAACUUACUUGAGGAGUCCAAAUUGGGAUACACGAAUCGCAGCAGGACAAGCUGUCGAAGCCAUAGUGAAGAAAAUUCCAGAAUGGAACCCAGCUCCAAAGCAAAAAGACGAGGUGUGUGCAGAAGAUAUGUCUCCAGAGGACAUCUCCUCAGACAAGCUGAGUUUCUACAGGUUUGAUAUCUCUCGUCUGCUCAAGCACGGAGCAUCGCUGCUCGGCUCUGCAGGUGCUGAAUUCGAGCUGCAAGAUGACAAGUCAGGUGAGACAGAUCCCAAGGAGCGUUUGGCCCGUCAGAGAAAGCAGUUACAGAAGAAGUUGGGAUUGGAUAUGGGUGCUGCGAUCGGCAUGGACACAGAGGAGCUAUUUAAUGAUGAGGACCUGGAGGACGCUUGUGCUUCCAGUACCAACAGAUCACAGCCUGGUAAAAACCUGGGAUGUCAAUUCUCACGCAACCAUUUGCCAGCUGCAGAGCUCAUAGAUUCUGAGUUUCGUCCAGGCAUGUCCAAUCGACAGAAGAACAAAGCCAAGAGGAUGGCGAAACUUGUGGCAAAGCAGAGAUCCAGAGACGUGGAACCUAAUGAGAAGAGCAAUGACAGUUUUGAGGGAGAGCCAGAGGAGAAGCGCCGGAAAACCACAAAUGUAGUCAUUGAGCAGCCAGCAACCAACAGCAAAGUCUUAAUUGAUAAUGUCCCUGAUAACACCAGUUUAUUUGAGGAGACUCCGGAAUGGCCCCUGGAAAGUAUGUCUGAGUGUGGAAUCAUGGGAGUUGUGGUUGCACCUGUCAGAGAGACGUGUGCCCAGACUCUGGGUGUGGCCUUGAGGCACAUGGCAGACAGUGGCAUUGCCAUGACUGUGGACAUUCUGCUUAAGCUGCUAACUGAAGACCAGUGGGAGGUUCGACACGGAGGCCUGCUGGGCAUCAAAUACGCUCUUGCCGUCAGACAGGAUUUGAUCGCAGAGCUGCUGCCCCAGGUUCUUCCUGCCAUUACAGAAGGCCUGCGGGAUCUGGAUGAUGACGUUCGUGCAGUGGCAGCAGCAGCUUUGAUCCCAGUGGUGGAUGGAUUGGUUCAGUUACUGCCUACUAAGGUUCCCUUUAUUGUGGACACACUGUGGAAUGCCCUGCUGGAACUGGAUGAUCUCACAGCCUCAACUAACAGCAUCAUGACCCUCUUGUCCUCCCUGCUUGCUUACCCACAGGUCCGCCAGUGCAGCACACAACAGUCUCUCACAGUGUUGGUUCCUCGAGUAUGGCCAUUCCUGAGACACACAAUUGCUUCUGUUCGUCGGGCUGCCCUAGAGACCCUCUUUACAUUGCUUUCCAAAGCUGACCAGAGUUGUGCAGUGUGGCUGAAUCCCAUCAUGCAGGAUAUGUUAAGACACAUCUUUCAGUCCUGCAUACUGGAGAGCAACCAGGAGAUCCUAGAGCUGAUACAGAAGGUGUGGGGGGAGUUGUUGCGACAGGCCCCGCAGCAGUAUGUGGUGGCGGCCAGCUGUCCUUGGAUGGGCGCCUGGCUCUGUUUGAUGAUGCAAGCACCACACAUCCCAAUAGAACCCAACAUGUUGCUGGAAGUGAAAGCCCGCUUAAAGGAGAAGGCUACUGGAAAGACCCGACAGGGAUCUGUUCCAGUCAAGGAAACGGUCCAGGAGUACAUCGGGGGAGCAGAGACUGUUACCGAAGACCCUGCCACGAGAGACUAUGUGGUGACACGUGCACGUCUCAUGGCUGCAAAGCUGUUGGGGGCACUGUGCAGUUGUAUAUGUGACCCAAGGUUGAAUAGCUCUUCUCAGGAACUACGGCCUGCGGAGUCUUUAGCACAACUUUUACUGUUCCAUCUCAAUUCCAAAUCGGCCUUGCAGCGGAUUGCGGUUUCCAUGGUGAUCUGUGAGUGGGCAGGCCUUCAGAAGGAGUGUGAGCUGCUGUCCAGUGUGGUUCAGCCCCGAUUGCUGGUCAUUCUGUCAGAGCAACUCUACUACGAUGAGAUCGCCAUUCCUUUUACGCGCAUGCAGAAUGAAUGUAAACAGCUCAUAGCGCUGCUGGCUGAUGCCCACAUUGACGUGAGAGAAAGAAUCAACUCCACUGUAUUCACCAUCGAUCAGGCUAACGAGCUGGUGACCACCAUGUUCUCAGAAUGCACCUCUUCUCUGAACCUCAAGUCAAGUCAGUUUCAGCUGCUGGAUAGCAAGAGGCUGCAGGCUCGUUCCACUGUGUGCGAGACCAGCGCCGAGUGGCAGCAGCUGCAGCUGAGAGUUCAUACCUUCAGUGCCUGUGCUGUGGUAGGACUGGCCAUGCUGCCGGAUAAACUCAAUCCUGUUGUCAGGCCCCUGAUGGAGGCGGCCCGCCGCGAAGAGAACACGCUCGUCCAGGGUUACGCGGCCUCUAACAUCGCCCGCCUGCUGCAGCUGUGCGCUUCCAGAUCUCCCUGUCCGAAUGCCAAGAUCGUGAAGAAUCUCUGCAGCUCUGUGUGUGUAGAUCCAAAGCUCACCCCUAGUGCUGCAUGUCCUGUCCCUCCAGCCAGCACUCCAGCAAUACAAGAGAGCAGUAAGGCAUCUGUGGCAGAGAAGGAUGCGAUGCAUCACAUGGUGAACAAGACAAAGGGCAUCAUCACCCUUUACCGGCAUCAGAAAGCAGCUUUUGCCAUCACCAGUAAGAGAGGACCCACACCCAAAGCCCCCAAAACCACCAACAAUGACCUGCCCCUCGUAGGCAGCAUUACCACAGAAACAGAUGAGAGCAAGAAGCCGUGUCUUAUCCAGAGGAGAGGGGCAGAGUUCUGCUUGAUGACCGUUGCCAGGCAUUUUGGUAAGGAGCUGUCAAAAACUUUGCCAUAUCUGUGGGAGUCCAUGACCGGUCCACUGAGGAAUGCGCUGAAUGCUCAGGGAUUUGAUUCCAGCCAGUUGUUGAAGCAGGGUGACUCGGUUGCUCAGGAGCUUGUGAACUCUCUGCAGGUGCUGGAGGUCACAACAGGAGCCAUGUCCCAAGAGCUCAUCCCUUUAUUGAUGGAGCAGUUGGCUCUCCUGUGCACCUGUCUGCAACAUCCAUAUACAGCCGUACGUCACAUGGCCGCGCGCUGUGUGGGCGUGCUCAGCAAGAUUGCUACUAUGGAGACCAUGAAUGUGUUUCUGGAAUAUGUGCUUCCCUGGUUGGGUGCUAUUGAUGACCACACCAAGCAGGAGGGAGCCAUUGAAGCCCUGGCCUGUGUGAUGGAGCAAUUGGAUGUGGAUAUCGUGCCCUACAUCGUGCUGUUGGUGGUCCCUGUGUUGGGCCGUAUGAGUGACCCCGGGGACAGCGUGCGAUUCAUGGCCACACAGUGCUUUGCAACCCUGAUCCGACUGCUUCCUCUUGAGGCUGGAAUCCCAGACCCGCCGUCUAUGUCUGAAGAUCUAAUUCGACAGAAGGCCAGAGAACGACACUUCCUUGAGCAGCUGCUUGAUGGAAGGAAACUGGAAAAUUAUAAGAUUCCUGUGCCCAUCAAAGCAGAGCUCAGGAAAUACCAACAGGAUGGAGUGAACUGGCUGGCAUUUUUGAACAAGUACAAGCUUCAUGGGAUCUUGUGUGAUGAUAUGGGUCUGGGUAAGACCCUGCAGUCCAUCUGUAUUCUGGCAGGCGAUCAUUUCCUCAGGGCUCAGGAGUAUGCCAGGACAAAGGCCCCCGACUGUUGCCCUUUGCCCUCCAUAGUAGUGUGCCCACCCACCCUGACGGGACACUGGGUGGAUGAGGUUGGGAAGUUCUGCUCUAAAGAGUAUCUCAAUCCUCUGCACUAUACUGGCCCUCCUACGGAAAGAGCAUGGUUACAGCACCAGGUGAAGAAACACAAUCUCGUUGUUGCCUCGUACGAUGUCGUUAGAAAUGACAUUGACUUUUUCAGGGAUAUUAAAUUUAAUUAUUGUAUCCUUGAUGAGGGUCACGUCAUUAAGAAUGGAAAGACCAAACUUUCUAAAGCGAUCAAGCAGUUAACCGCCAACUACAGAAUAAUCCUCUCAGGAACACCCAUUCAGAACAAUGUUCUGGAGUUGUGGUCUCUGUUUGACUUCCUGAUGCCAGGCUUUCUUGGUACUGAGCGUCAGUUUGCUGCCCGCUAUGGGAAGCCCAUCCUCGCCAGUCGAGAUGCUAAAAGUUCCUCACGCGAGCAGGAAGCAGCAUCUCAGACUGAAGCUCUUCAGCUUUUAACACUCUGUACUAGCACUCUUCUGCUGUUGGACUGUGGACUGGGUUCUGCUGGAGCAUCUGAUGGUGGCACAGAGGCUGUAGUGGCCCAGCACCGCGUUCUGAUCUUCUGCCAGCUGAAGAGCAUGCUGGACAUCGUGGAGCAGGAUCUGCUCAAAGCACAGCUGCCCACCGUCACCUACCUCAGGCUGGAUGGAAGCGUUCAGGCCGGCCUCAGACACUCUAUAGUCUCUAGGUUCAAUAAUGACCCGUCCAUAGAUGUUCUGCUGCUCACUACCCAUGUGGGUGGGCUGGGUUUGAAUCUGACUGGAGCAGAUACUGUUGUGUUUGUGGAGCAUGACUGGAACCCCAUGAGAGACUUACAGGCCAUGGGCAACAAGCUUUGCAUUUCAAAAAUCUAG
This is a messenger RNA of Sinocyclocheilus grahami, 4893 nucleotides long. RefSeq names its product TATA-binding protein-associated factor 172-like. Lineage: Eukaryota; Metazoa; Chordata; Actinopteri; Cypriniformes; Cyprinidae. The record is from RefSeq and is a predicted model, not a curated record. Bases 1 to 4893 code for a protein of 1630 amino acids. Gene Ontology annotation, molecular function: TBP-class protein binding; ATP binding; DNA binding. The transcript has 33 exons.